Culex quinquefasciatus (southern house mosquito) is the source of this 3142-nucleotide messenger RNA. Its product is annotated as serine/threonine-protein phosphatase 2B catalytic subunit 2. The transcript is spliced from 4 exons. Gene Ontology annotation, molecular function: calmodulin binding; calmodulin-dependent protein phosphatase activity. The coding region runs from base 1157 to 2698 and encodes 513 amino acids. NCBI's taxonomy places the organism in Eukaryota, Metazoa, Arthropoda, Insecta, Diptera, Culicidae. The record is from RefSeq and is a predicted model, not a curated record. Gene Ontology annotation, biological process: calcineurin-mediated signaling. Gene Ontology annotation, cellular component: cytoplasm; calcineurin complex.
AGCCACAGUCAGUCCGUUCGUGGCCCCCGUAGUUUGUGUGUCGUCGUCGUCGUCGUGGUGGUUUCGAUCCACCAGAUCCAGCCAGAGGAAAAUCAACCCCCAACGAUUGGAAGGGAGAAAGAAAAAACCUUGCGGAUUCCUUGCGUGCGGAUUCAACGCAGGCCAUGACUUGAAGCGAGCUGGGUCGCGCGAUUCUGGAAGGUUGGAAGCAGUAGUAGGCUGGUCAAUCCGGACAAAGUUCCCUGCACACUGGUGGUGGCGCCCUCUUCCGUACCAGGUUCCGCUUGAAAUUCACCCACCACGAUUUCCCGUUUGGUGUUGAAGAAUUUUAGGUGUUUUCCUUGCGCGAUAUACGAGAGCAACGCGGUUACAAGUGUGUGCGUCGUGAGUGUGAGGCAAAUCAGUGUGGAGCGCGCGCUGGAGCAACAGAGGAAGAGCCCCACCACUCUUUUGCGAGAGCCGUGUACAAUCGCACUCAACUAGUGUAGUGAUUAGGGAGAAAGAGAUUUUCCUUUAGAAGAAGAAAAAAAAAUCUAAAACAAGCGAAAAGUGAGAGAGCGCGUGCUCCAGGAGCAAUAGAGAGAGAGAGAGCAAUACCAAGAAGCAGUGGUGCAAGUGUGAGCGAGCGCGCUCGCCAGUGCAUACUAUCCUAGUAGGCUCGCGUGCGAUAAGAACCAACGUGGGAGUGUGCGAGUAACCAGCUGCGAGAGAGCAAAGAGAGCGCGAGCGCUCUCUCUUUCUGAUUUGAAGAUUUUGGGGCGAAAGGACGAUUCGCUGGAUUUGCUCCAACAAGAAGAACAACAGGAUUAUCGAUAGCAGCAACCUGGGAGCAGAACCCCAAACACACACACGUUCACAAACUAAUCGACCAGGACUAACCUCGAACAACUCGAUUUGUUACACCCCUCUCCCGCCGCGGCAUCCGUCAGCUGAAAAUGUCCCGGUGCUAGUAAUGCGCUGCUGAUCGUUGAAUCCGGCCGCAGAAUCAUCCAAGUGGGCUCUGCCGUUUGAUGGACCAGCAGAAGCGUUAGCGAAUAAAAAAAAGGGAGCGUUAGCAGCGAUACUUGAGCAGCAACAGCGGCGGCGAGCGUACUGUGUUUCGAGGGGAGAGUAGAUUUUCGGUACUUGUAGAGAGAAAGAGAGAACGAGCAGCAAGAUGUCUUCGCAAACGGCAAGCCAGCAACAAUCAACCAAUGCAACAACACCACAGUCGGCGACGGCGCAGCAGGCGGCGUCGGGUUCGUGCGGCAACGACCGGAUCAUCGACAGCGUUCCGUUUCCGCCGAAGCACAAGCUAACGCUGGCGGAGGUGUUUGACCCGCACACCGGCAAGCCCCGCCCGGAGGUGCUGAAGCAGCACUUUAUCCUGGAGGGCCGGAUCGAGGAGAACGCCGCGUUGCGGAUCAUCCAGGACGGGGCGGGGAUCCUGAAGGCGGAGAGCACCAUGAUCGACAUCGAGGCCCCGGUCACGGUGUGCGGCGACAUUCAUGGGCAGUUUUACGAUCUGAUGAAGCUGUUCGAGAUCGGGGGAUCGCCGGCUUCGACCAAAUAUCUGUUUCUGGGCGAUUACGUUGAUCGCGGGUACUUUAGUAUAGAGUGCGUCCUGUACCUGUGGGCGCUGAAGCUGUGCUACCCGACGACACUGUUUCUGCUGCGGGGCAAUCACGAGUGCCGGCAUCUGACGGAAUACUUCACCUUCAAGCAGGAGUGCAAGAUCAAAUACUCGGAACGGGUGUACGACGCGUGCAUGGACGCGUUCGACUGCCUUCCGCUGGCGGCACUCAUGAAUCAGCAAUUCCUCUGUGUUCACGGUGGCCUCUCGCCGGAGAUCCAGGAGCUGGACGACAUCCGGAAGCUGGACCGGUUCAAAGAACCGCCCGCCUUCGGACCGAUGUGCGACCUGCUGUGGUCCGACCCGCUCGAGGACUUUGGCAACGAGAAGAACUCGGACUUUUACUCGCACAACACGGUGCGCGGCUGUUCGUACUUCUACAGCUACAAAGCCUGCUGUGACUUCCUGCAGAACAACAAGCUCCUAUCGAUCAUCCGGGCCCACGAAGCGCAGGACGCUGGCUACCGCAUGUACCGGAAGAGCUCGACGACCGGUUUCCCCUCGCUGAUCACAAUCUUCUCCGCUCCAAACUACCUGGACGUCUACAACAACAAGGCCGCCGUGUUAAAGUACGAAAACAACGUGAUGAACAUCCGGCAGUUCAACUGCUCCCCGCACCCGUACUGGCUUCCCAACUUCAUGGACGUCUUUACCUGGUCGCUGCCGUUCGUCGGCGAGAAGGUCACCGAGAUGCUCGUCAACGUACUUAACAUCUGCUCGGACGACGAGCUCAUCUGCGAGGGCGACGACAGCCUCGAGGAGGCGAACGCCCGCAAGGAGGUCAUCCGGAACAAGAUCCGCGCCAUCGGCAAGAUGGCCCGCGUCUUCUCCGUACUGCGCGAGGAGUCCGAGUCCGUGCUGCAACUCAAGGGGCUCACCCCGACCGGUGCCCUCCCGCUGGGGGCCCUCUCCGGCGGCAAGCAGUCCCUUCACAACGCCCUGCAAGGCUUCUCGCCCAACCACAAGAUCACGUCGUUCGCCGAGGCCAAGGGUCUGGACGCGAUCAACGAGCGGAUGCCACCGAGGCGCGACACCACGCCAACACCAAGCGACGAAAAGUCCAUAUCGCUGACGGCACCCAAAUAAUCAGCUUCGCCGCCGCCGUCGUCGUCGUCGCCGCAGCCGUCACCGUCAACCCAGUUCAGAUAGCAACACAUCCACACACACACACACGCAGACACAAACACUCACACACACACACACGCAUAAUAAAAAAAGAUAUAUUAUAAUUGAAGCUACUAAACAACAAGAAAAAAAACUAUUAUAAUAAAUUAUGAGAAAAAAAAAAGAAGAAAAAAUUAAAACAUAAGUAAAGAAAAUCCACUAAUAACUUAUAUUUGAAAGAGAGAGAAAGAGUAAACAAAAAAACGCCCCCGCCCCCGCCCCCACAGAAACAAAAAAAUCACAUUAACGAAACGAAGCUAUCUUCGCGAUAUUCAGCAAAGCAAAACAACAACAAACAACCAAAACAAAACAAGUGUAAUACGAUGUUAUCAAUCAAGCAAAGCAAACAAAACCGCAAUACAGAAA